Messenger RNA from Dibothriocephalus latus, 1338 nucleotides. The record is from the annotation of a GenBank genome assembly. Lineage: Eukaryota; Metazoa; Platyhelminthes; Cestoda; Diphyllobothriidea; Diphyllobothriidae.
AUGAGAGAGAUAGUUCACGUUCAGGCUGGCCAAUGCGGAAACCAGAUUGGCUCUAAAUUUUGGGAGGUUAUUUCCGACGAACACGGCAUUGAUCCAACUGGAACAUAUGUCGGUGAUUCAGAUCUGCAGCUGGAACGCAUCAACGUUUACUAUAAUGAAGCGAGCGGUGGUCGAUAUGUUCCUAGGGCAAUCCUCUUGGACUUGGAACCUGGAACGAUGGAUAGCGUUAGAGCCGGACCCUUCGGUCAGAUUUUCAGACCGGACAAUUUUGUAUUCGGCCAAAGCGGCGCAGGAAAUAAUUGGGCAAAAGGUCACUACACCGAAGGCGCGGAGUUAAUAGAUUCUGUGUUGGACGUAGUUCGCAAGGAAUCCGAAUCUUGCGAUUGCCUUCAAGGUUUCCAACUUACCCACUCCCUUGGUGGUGGUACUGGUUCUGGAAUGGGCACGCUUCUGAUUUCGAAAAUUCGAGAGGAGUAUCCGGACCGAAUUAUGAGCACAUUCUCCGUUGUGCCAUCACCUAAGGUUUCGGAUACCGUUGUUGAACCCUAUAAUGCAACAUUAUCAGUCCACCAGCUCGUUGAGAAUACAGACGAAACCUACUGCAUUGACAAUGAAGCACUUUACGACAUUUGCUUCAGAACACUCAAGCUGACUUCGCCCACAUACGGAGAUCUCAACCAUCUCGUCAGUGUAACGAUGUCUGGCGUCACCACUUGCCUCCGUUUUCCAGGCCAGCUAAACGCAGAUCUCCGUAAACUGGCGGUUAAUAUGGUACCAUUCCCACGCCUCCACUUCUUCAUGCCAGGAUUUGCCCCACUUACGAGUCGCGGCAGCCAGCAGUAUCGUUCUUUGACGGUUCCUGAACUAACCAUACAAAUGUUUGACGCAAAGAAUAUGAUGGCAGCUUGUGAUCCCCGCCAUGGUAAGUAUCUGACAGUUGCUGCAAUUUUCCGCGGUCGUAUGUCAAUGAGGGAGGUGGAUGAGCAGAUGAUGAAUGUCCAGAAUAAGAACUCCAGCUUCUUUGUGGAGUGGAUCCCGAAUAACGUGAAAACUGCUGUUUGUGACAUCCCACCUCGUGGUCUUAAAAUGUCAGCCACUUUCAUUGGCAACAGUACAGCGAUCCAAGAGCUUUUCAAGCGCAUCGGCGAACAGUUUACGGCCAUGUUUCGUAGAAAGGCAUUUUUACAUUGGUACACUGGAGAGGGUAUGGAUGAGAUGGAGUUCACGGAAGCGGAAUCCAAUAUGAAUGACCUCAUCAGUGAAUAUCAACAGUAUCAAGAAGCGACUAUCGAUGAGGAGGAGGGAGAGGUUGAGGAGUAUGACGCGGCUGAACAGUAA